This is a messenger RNA of Suillus subalutaceus, 1149 nucleotides long. RefSeq lists its product as uncharacterized. The record is from RefSeq and is a predicted model, not a curated record. The transcript has 5 exons. Bases 1 to 963 code for a protein of 320 amino acids. Lineage: Eukaryota; Fungi; Basidiomycota; Agaricomycetes; Boletales; Suillaceae.
AUGACUGUCUCAAUAAACGUAACUCAGGCUGUCGGUCUCGUAUGCGAGGCGCUUUUAUAUGGAGUCUACUGCGUACUAUUCAUCGCCUCUGUCGUAAUUCUCAUCAAACGCUAUCGAGUGUCUAACCGAGUGAUUUGGGUUGCGAACUGUCUCCUGUUUACAACAUCGACGGCUCAUUUUGCGUUGAUGUUCAACCAUUUCUAUAUUGCACUCGAAAAUGCUCCGUUCUCAGACUUCGGAAACGAAACUUCUGAAUUGAUGGGAGCAAAUUUGAUGAUUUCUGUGGUCGACGUCAUUGGAGACCUGCUCCUACUCUAUCGAUGCUGGCUUGUCUGGGGAAAGAAUUUUUAUGUCAUUGUUCUCCCUCUGCUCACUGCUCUUGGGGGCUUUGCGUGUAUCUUACCUAUACCAUCCCUUUUAUUGUCAAUAGACCCGACCUCGCCAGUUCCUCCAACUCAGAUCGUACCCUUGACUAUUGCCGGAUACGCUUUGCCUCUGUGCACAAAUAUUAUGGUCACUGGGCUCAUCGCUGGUCGCCUCUGGUACAUAUCUCGCAUUCCUGUCGUCGACGAGCAUGGAAAGCCAGUGAUUUUGAAAACCGCAGCUGGCGGACGCCCGAUGAUGCUAAUCAUCGAAAGCGGUGCUCUGUAUAUGAUCACGCAGCUCAUCUUUGUCAUUCUCGUAGCCACUCGAAAUCCUGCUGAGGCGGUAUUAAGUCUAGCUGGGACACAGAUAUAUGGUAUUGCGUCCACCUUGAUCAUAAUUCGUGUUGGGCUGGGCAUUUCGUCUGAGCAGACUAUGUCGGCGAUGACGAUGACUCGAGUGGAGUUUUGUUCCCAGCGAGAAGAUACCACAGGGAUGCGCUCAGUUGGUACAUGGAGAAAUGAUCGCUCCUGUAGUUCUCCAUUGGCUGCCCAAUCGGGUGUGGAACAGUGGUCAUCGGAUCGACCUUUGGAUCUUUGAUGGUUUAAACAUAUAUAUACGCAUACUAUCUCUGGCCCGGAAUUGCAAAUCGUGAUGUAGCUCACUCAUAUUUCACUCAUUUCCUGUUCACAAUGAUUCUAGAGGAUGAUUGAUUCAAGGCUUGCUGUUUGUAUUUUUUACUCCAUGAAAAAUGGACGAGAAGUGCUUGCGGCAGUGAAACACUGC